Molecule: messenger RNA, 1633 nt
Organism: Selaginella moellendorffii
Lineage: Eukaryota; Viridiplantae; Streptophyta; Lycopodiopsida; Selaginellales; Selaginellaceae
Exons: 2
Coding region: 37-564 (175 amino acids)
Source: RefSeq, a predicted model, not a curated record
CCUGCGGUCACAAAACGCAAGCGCGAUGUGGGCGACAUGACAGCAGCCGUCGAAGCAUGGACUGCUAUGCGGAAACUCAAGCACGAAGAUCUGCUCAAUCCCGAUAAGGAAGAACAUCUGCCACGAGACUUCUGGUUCAUCCUCGAUGACACACAGGCAUUAGAUGUCGACACUUGGAACCAAUCGUUACAAAUCCGCUCCGCCGCUGCUCACCAACUGGAUAUCUUUCUACAAGGCUGUAAGGUCUUGUGGGGAGUUUCUCCAGAGGCUGAGCUAGACGAAGAGAAACUGCAUGACUCUGUCGGGAGUGCCUGCUGUGAGGAGGGGCUGAGUGAGAGAGCUCUGAGGACAUACAUGAGAAGCUCAGUUCUAGGUGCAGUUAUUGGCCAAUUUAAGGAGCGGCAGCGUGAUUCAAGUCGCUGUGCCAUUCUGAAUGACUGCUACAAACUUGUGGCCUGCGAUAAGGAAUGGAAGGCUCUCCAGACCCAAGGAAAGGCCAAGCCCCAAGAGAUGCUUGAAAUGAUGAAAGUCGAAGACGCCGUGGAGCUGCUUGAAGAUGGAUGAGGAGGAUUGGCAAACGGUACUGGUUUUCUUUGAGGAGCAUCGCAUCAUCAGUUCCAUCGAGCGGGAUAUUAGGAAGCAUCUCAGAGUUUCUCAGCAGUGUCACCGCCUGAGUGAGAUGACGGAUAUAGAUCCUCGUUAUACACUGUCUAGAGGCAAGUUCUGUACACCUUACAUUGAGGAGCUCUACAUCGACGUUUUCCGUGAAAAGGAAGCAACUUUUGCCAAGGCUCGGGGUGGUGACUAUUGUGAAGUGGUGAUGAAGGAGCCUGUUACCAACUGGGCGGAAAUAGGCUGGAUAUGCGAGUGACUUUUCACGGACGUGGUAUCCAGGCUGGGAAUAAGGAUUGCUCCCUACUUGGACAUAUCCACAGUGAAAGCUGAACGCUUCAGGACUGCUCCAAACCUGUUGAAGGAGCUGCCUGCUCGUGGCUACGGCAUUGUGUUUUUCCCCACCAAGUUCAACUUUGGAGACAUUGACGGGGCUGUAGUAUACAGGGACAUGGCUGGCCAGCUUCAUUUGAUGGCGCUGCAGGUCACCACCAGCUUAGACAAGCACUUGCAUUCUGCAGACAGGUUUAUGAGCAUUCAAGUGAUCGACCAGUGGACUUGAAGGAAUGGAAGCUGCACUUCGCCUUUAUAUGCCUGACGAGCAAAGAUGAAGAUCCCAAGGGUGGCAGUAUUAAUCAGCACCGCAGUGGAGCAUGCUUCGGGUCCUGGCGUAUACGCUGCACAUCAGGUCCUUUGAAGAUGCCCUAGCUGCGUUGCCGACCAAGGAACUCAAUCUCUUGCGCGAUAUUGCACUCAAUAGGGAGGAACACUACACCACACUUGCUGGCUGUCCCCCAGUUCCAGAUGUGUCUGCAGCGGCUGCAACAGUGCGACUGUCGCUUAUGGACCUCAAGAAUCUCAAAAAGCCACAGCUCAAUGCCAUUGCCAUUUCAGCUGGAAUGGAUCCUGACUAGUAUAGGAACAUGAAGUUGCUAGCUGCAGCCAUGCAAGCUAAGGGCGUGAUCGUUGUUGAUCGUCUUUGAUAGCUCUUUCAAUCAGCCUAAAAACAAACAAAUGAUCA